AUGUUCUCUCAAGGGGGUAGGGAAGUCGUCCUUAAAGCAGUUGCUAUGGCAAUUCCAUCUUAUGCCAUGAGUUGCUUUAAGCUUCCUCCAAAGCUUUAUUCUGAAAUAGAGGGUAUGAUGGCCAGGUAUUGGUGGGGUCAAAAGAAUGAGGAGAGAAAGGUACAUUGGAUAAGCUGGAAGAAGCUAUGCAGUUCAAAAUUUGUGGGAGGAAUGGGAUUCAAAGAGCUCGAGGUUUUCAAUAUGGCCUUGUUGGCUAAACAAGCUUGGAGGUUAUUGCAGAAAAAGAAGAGCUUAUUCCACAAGAUGUAUGUUGCUAGAUAUUUUUUUGAUGGGAACCUGUUGACAGCUACUCUUGGAAGAAAUCCCUCCUGUGCUUGGAGGGGUAUUUGGGAAGCAAAGAGCCUGCUAGUGCAUGGUGGCAGAUGGAAUGUGAUGGAAGUUUAA
Messenger RNA from Juglans microcarpa x Juglans regia, 444 nucleotides. RefSeq lists its product as uncharacterized. NCBI's taxonomy places the organism in Eukaryota, Viridiplantae, Streptophyta, Magnoliopsida, Fagales, Juglandaceae. The transcript has a single exon. The coding region runs from base 1 to 444 and encodes 147 amino acids. The record is from RefSeq and is a predicted model, not a curated record.